Molecule: messenger RNA, 1408 nt
Organism: Monascus purpureus
Lineage: Eukaryota; Fungi; Ascomycota; Eurotiomycetes; Eurotiales; Aspergillaceae
Source: the annotation of a GenBank genome assembly
GAGUCUCUUCAUUAUCGACAGCCAUUUGGUUUUCUUAUAUACCCUUCUUACCCCGAAAAGCAAAUAGCCGAUAAUGGCAGCCAAUUUCUUCAGCAACAAAGCCCGGGCAGCGGCCGCGGCAGCGAGCAGUUCGAAACCGAAAACAGCGGACAAGGACAAGCAGCAGCAACAGCAGCAACCAUGGAUUGAGAAAUACCGUCCCAGAACACUCGACGAUGUAGCAGCACAAGAACACACAACCAAUGUCCUACAAAGGACAUUACAAGCAUCCAACCUCCCACACAUGCUCUUCUACGGACCUCCGGGAACAGGCAAAACAUCCACCAUCCUCGCGCUCGCGAAAUCCCUCUUCGGACCAGCUCUGUAUCGCUCACGAAUUCUCGAACUCAACGCCUCCGACGAACGAGGCAUAACCGUUGUCCGGGACAAGAUUAAAAACUUCGCCCGAACCCAACUCUCCCACACAACAGGUCUGGACGCAGAAUAUCUCUCGAAACAUCCCUGUCCGCCGUUCAAAAUCAUCAUCCUUGACGAGGCAGAUAGCAUGACUCAGGAUGCGCAAUCGGCGCUCCGCCGCACCAUGGAAACGUACAGUCGCAUUACCCGGUUCUGUCUGGUUUGCAACUAUGUGACGCGGAUUAUCGAGCCAUUGGCGAGCCGGUGCAGCAAGUUCCGGUUCAAGGCUUUGGAUAAUACAGCUGCCGGGAAACGAUUGGAGUAUAUUGCUAAGGUAGAGGGGUUAAGGCUUGAUGAUGGCGUUAUUGAUAAGUUGAUCAGUUGCAGUGAUGGUGAUCUGAGACGGGCCAUUAUGUUUUUGCAGAGUGCAGCGCGGUUGGUCGGUCGUACAAGAGCAAAUGCUUCCGGUGAUGAUGAGGAUACGGAAAUGGCUGAUGCUGCUACGGAUAACAAUCCCUCUGAGAUGAUUACCGUGCGGACCAUUGAGGAGAUCGCCGGUGUGGUUCCGGAGGGUAUUCUGGAUAGAUUGGUGGAGGCCAUGCAGCCUAAGAAGACGGGGAGUGCCUACGAAGCCGUCUCUGCUGCUGUCACUGAUGUGGUUGCGGAUGGAUGGAGUGCUACACAGUUACUCGGUCAGUUGUAUCGACGAAUUGUUUUCAAUGACACCAUAGCCGACCUCCAAAAGAACAGGAUCCUCUCUGUCUUCUCGGAAAUGGAUAAGAGAUUGGUCGACGGUGCUGACGAGCACCUCUCUAUUUUGGAUCUAGCACUUAGGAUAUCAGGCAUCCUAAGUGGGCAUUAGCAGACAUGGUUUCGUUAAUUGAAGAUGGUUAGUCUAAACUGUAUGAUAUCCUUCUAUUCACCUACCUACCCUGUCAUGAAUAUGUAAUUCCCAAGUACAAAAUAAUAUCUACCGUUCUAUGCAGAGGACAGGAAAAGGAAUGAAGAUAGA